AAUCUGGUUUUGGUGUGUUGAAAUUGAUAGAAUUGUGAUUUCUAAAUCAGUUGGGAAACACCUCCUGUAUUAGAUUUAGAUCAGCCAAGCCCCAAAAAAAUCAUCACUAGAGAUGUACAGAUACCAUUUUCCUUUCUGAUAUUAGUUCCAGAGCUAUGUGUGGGUUUAAGCUGACUUCAAGCUGAGUUUUUUUCUUUAUUACUUCAGUUGCCUCCAUUUAAAGGUCAUGAAAACACAAUGUAAACCCAAUAGAGACACAAAGCAAAUGCAGUUUUCACUGAGCACUCGCUCCACGUCUUAGAUUUAAAGACUCUUGUAUCGUCGCUCUGCUCGCUGUGAAUGUGACACUAGCUCCGCUUGUUUUGUUCUUUGACAGUGAACAUAGAUAGGGCCUCUUGGAUCACUUCCUUUGGAAACCACACACGCACACACGCAGACACGCAGACAUAAAAGAUGUGAUCUAGCUGCUGCGACAGGAAAUAACCCUGAUAAUGGAAAGUGGCUGUUCUUUUCAGCUGAACAUGAUGAGGAUGGUGGUAAAGAUGGCUGCCUUCCCCAGCAUCGCCGUGCUCCUGCUCUGCUGCUCCUCCGUCGCCUCCACAGAUUCUUGUGACGUCUAUGCUGAAACAAAUAAGGACGUCAUUGUGCCGCUGGGAAUUCCACCGGAGGAGAAGGGACAGUUGCAAUGGAAGCUAAAUGAACAAAUAGUCUUCCAUCGCAGACCAGGAAAGCUGAUCAUAGGGAGUGAUGGGGAUGUUACGGCAGACGGAUCCCUGAAGCUGACAAAAGUGUCUAAAGACAAAGCAGGAACUUACACCCCCGGGGUUUUUAGUGCUGAUGGGAAAUUAGUUGGAGGGCUGAAGAACAUAAAGUUAUGUGUGAUCGACCCGGUCCCGCAGCCUAAACUGAAGAUUGAUUGUAAAAAGAAACCAGUCAUGUUUACCUGCGACGUUCCUAAGGGGACCAACGAUCUCACCUUUGCAUGGGUUCAGGAUGGCAAGCCAUUGAAAGACAAAAAAGGUUCGACUCUGUUGCUGCAGGAAGACAAAGUCUUGCAAAUGACUACCUUAAGUUGCAACGUUUCCAACAAAGUCAGCACUCUAGCCUCUGAAACUCAGACACAGAUCUGCCACAAGCCUGGUUUCGUUUUCCCAAAAGAAAUAUUUGGAAUUAGUGUGUGGUAUUAUGUUGGCGGUGGAGGAGGCGUCGUUCUGCUGCUGAUCAUCCUCGUCGUUAUUUGCUGCAUUCGAAUGAGACGGAAAAAGACCAUGCAGGUGAAAGAUGAGGAGGAGCUGCGUUUGGGGUGGACCAAUCCUAACCAGCAGCACCAUCAUCACCAGCACGGCCCCGCCCCCAGUCAACACCAUCACCACCACCAUCACCAGCAGCAGCCGGCCGGCCACACCGGGCCUCGCCAGCAUCGCACCAAACAGCCGCGCGGCCAGCAGCGGCCCAGCAGAGACCCCGCCCACCCCAACGGUCAGCCUCAGCCCAGCCCGAGGAGGGCUGCGCAGGUCCCCAAGCCAGCUGAUACGACCGACGACGAGAAGCCGCCUCCUCUUCCUCAGCCCAGGAAGAAGGCUCCCAAAACAGCCCGAGUGUGACACCAGGUUGCACUUCUCUGCUGAUGUUUCUGUUUUACUGGGGACGAAGACUUCACGACUAGGUCGUCUUUUUUUCCCACACGAUUUCAAACGAUCAUCUCAUUAAUCCAGUCAAAUUACAUUCAAUGUGGUGGCGAGAAUUGUACCUUGUAUAAAAUUCACUGUCAGACUCUGAAGUAUCAGAGUCGGAGAGACUAAUAAGGCCAUUAUUGCAAAAAUAAUGAGACAUGAAGAUCCUCAUUUCAAACAUUAUUGAGCGUGUUCUUUUGUGAUUUCUCUCUCUGUAGUUUUGAUGUUGUCAUAUAUAAGUUAUCUUAUAUAGUGUAAAUAUGUUAUAUGAACUUUCAUCGCAGUAGAUGACUCAAACUCAACCCUCCAGAAUGACUUUAUCCAGUCAAAAUGGUGAGCAAUGGUGAAGACCACGAGAUUCCAGGAAGCUGAAGGUUCACUGCUAUUAUAAGAUCAAUAUGUUGAUAUUUAGUUGUAUUACCGUUGUAUGUGAUUAUGUCUAAGUUUUGUUUUCUUUCUCAUACUUUAAUUUGUAUAAGUACACAACAUUACUUUGCUUUCUUGCCCACAGUUAUGAAAGGAUUGUACCACCCUCAUGAUGUACGCUGAGUGUGAAGCUUGCGUCUCAUAUGGACCGUUACACAACCAGUUCAAAGUUAAUUCACUGUGAAUGGAUGAACAAACUAAUAAUAAAGACAAAAUGAAAAAAACAACA
Molecule: messenger RNA, 2328 nt
Organism: Acanthopagrus latus (yellowfin seabream)
Lineage: Eukaryota; Metazoa; Chordata; Actinopteri; Spariformes; Sparidae
Product: T-cell surface antigen CD2
Exons: 9
Coding region: 492-1604 (370 amino acids)
Source: RefSeq, a predicted model, not a curated record